Lucilia sericata (common green bottle fly) is the source of this 778-nucleotide messenger RNA. Its product is annotated as LIM/homeobox protein Lhx1-like. Gene Ontology annotation, molecular function: DNA binding. Lineage: Eukaryota; Metazoa; Arthropoda; Insecta; Diptera; Calliphoridae. The annotation marks the transcript as partial. The record is from RefSeq and is a predicted model, not a curated record. The transcript has 2 exons.
GUGUGGUUUCAAAAUAAACGCUCAAAAGAAAGACGCAUGAAACAAAUCACCAGCAUGGGUCGGCCACCGUUCUUUGGAGGUGCUCGUAAAAUGCGAGGAUUUCCUAUGAAUCUAUCGCCGGGUGGUUUAGAUGAUGGUCCCGGAUUUCCCUAUUUUGCGGCGGAGGGUAAAUUUGAAUUUGGCUAUGGACCACAUUUUCAUCCACACGAUGGACCCUUCUUUCCAGGACAUCCUGGAGGACCAAUGCCUUUCAAUGCGCCUGGCGGACCAAUGGAUCAUACGGGUCCAAUUCCUAUGGUUAAUGAAUUUGGCCUAACACCCGAAUCACAAUUUCUUAGUCAGACUGCCGGACCUCCCAUGAAUAUACAAUCAGCGGGAGGUCCGCAACCACCUCCGGACCAUCUGCUGGCCGCCCAGCAGCAACAACAACAAGCCCAACAACAACAGCAGCAGCAACAACAACAGUCACAACAAUCUCAACAAAAUGGCCCGCGUUCCGCAUCACCUGAAUUCAUGUCAGCCGCCAAUUUCAGUGAACCUCAAAAUAUGCAAAACGAAACGCUAGUUUGGUAAUAUUCAAAAGAGUUGGCAACACGUUUGCUACUAUUAAAAACUCUAGCCGAAUAUCAGCAACAGGAGGAUGUGGUUUGAAAUGAACUCAAAAUCAAACAAUUCAACGUUUAGAGGGCUGGUCCUUAUACAGAAACAAACAAAGUCGUCAUUCAAAGAUCAUGGAAACACAACACUCAAAUAUUUGCUAAAAAACUACUUUAAAUUU